AUGUCUGGUGAUACUGAGGCCACAUUUAUUUUAUCUUUAGACGACGAUGAAAAUGAUAAUGCAUCAUCUCAUCCAAAUCACAAUAAAACAAUAACAGCAGAUUAUUCAAUAGAAAAUACAGUAGUUGAAUUCUCUAUUUCAAUUAAUGAUGAUAGCGUUGAAGUGAAAGGAGGCGAUUCAAUGUCAUUGGAAGAACAAUUAGCUUGGUUUGGCGAUUAUCUUGAAAAAGAAUCUCGUGUAUUUGAACAAAAAUGGUCACACCCAACUCAAAGUAAUGCAACCUUGAAUCAGUUCGAUCGUAUAAAAACACUUGGUACAGGAUCAUUUGGUCGUGUCAUGUUAGUGAAAGAUAAAAAGACACAGAUGUAUUAUGCAAUGAAAAUUCUAGAAAAACAAAAAGUUGUCAAACUCAAACAAGUAGAACAUACAUUGAAUGAGAAAAAAAUUUUACAAGCAAUCAAUUUUCCUUUUCUUGUCAGUAUGGAUUUUAGUUUUAAAGAUAAUUCAAAUUUGUAUAUGGUACUUGAGUUUGUCAGUGGAGGUGAAAUGUUUUCCUAUUUAAGAAGAGUUGGGAAAUUCAGUGAAGAAGAUUCACGUUUCUACGCAAGUCAAGUUGUACUGGCAUUUGAAUAUCUGCAUUCUUUUGAUUUAAUCUACAGGGAUUUAAAACCUGAGAAUUUAUUGAUUGCUAGUGAUGGUUAUUUAAAAGUUACCGACUUUGGAUUUGCCAAAAAAAUCAAAGGACGAACAUGGACAUUAUGUGGAACACCAGAAUAUCUUGCCCCCGAAAUUAUUCUAAGCAAAGGCUACAAUAAAGCUGUGGAUUGGUGGGCACUGGGUAUUUUGAUCUAUGAAAUGGCUUGUGGAUAUCCACCAUUUUUCGCAGAUCAACCUAUAGAAAUUUAUGAGAAAAUUGUUGCUGGUAAAGUGAGAUUUCCCGGACAUGUUAGUAGUGAUCUGAAAAAUCUUCUUAAACAAUUGUUACAAACAGAUUUGACAAAACGUUACGGUAAUUUAAAAAAUGGUGUCGAUGAUAUCAAAUGUCAUAAAUGGUUCCGGCCAACUAAUUGGGUUGCAGUUUAUCAAAAAGAAAUAUGUGCCCCAUUCUUACCGCCAUGUAAAGGGCCCGGUGACACAAGUAAUUUCGAUGAUUAUGAGGAGGAACCACUUCGAAUAUCUAAAACAGAUUAUUGUUCAAAAGAAUUUGAAGAAUUCUGACGAAAAACGAAUCAAAGUGAAUGAGUUAAAUACACAAAAGACAUUUAAAUCAAAUAUUAUUAACAGUGCUUAUUUUUUAUUUCCAGGUUUCACUUCAAAUCCCAGUCUGUGUUUGAUACACUCGUCUGAAACUAUGGGGCACAUGGAAUGAAAAUAGACGAAAGAUAAAACAUUAAUUAGGCACAUGGAUUUGUGUGUGCAAAUACAAGAUCCUUACUUUUCGGUACUAUUCAAACAUUCAUUAUGUGUAUAUGUGUGUACAAGUAUGUAACGAACACAUUUACACCUAAAUAUGUUCUGAUACCGCCUUUUAUCACGAUACUUUCAAUGAACAAAUGAUGCCAUAAAGUAUCUAGUCUGAUUUGUAUAUUUUAAGCCUUUCUAUCAUUUUGUAUGGAUUAAUACAAGUUCAC
Messenger RNA from Schistosoma guineensis, 1631 nucleotides. The record is from the annotation of a GenBank genome assembly. NCBI's taxonomy places the organism in Eukaryota, Metazoa, Platyhelminthes, Trematoda, Strigeidida, Schistosomatidae.